Populus trichocarpa (black cottonwood) is the source of this 871-nucleotide messenger RNA. RefSeq names its product 40S ribosomal protein S24-1. Gene Ontology annotation, molecular function: structural constituent of ribosome. Lineage: Eukaryota; Viridiplantae; Streptophyta; Magnoliopsida; Malpighiales; Salicaceae. Bases 186 to 674 code for a protein of 162 amino acids. Gene Ontology annotation, biological process: translation. Gene Ontology annotation, cellular component: ribosome. The transcript is spliced from 6 exons. The record is from RefSeq and is a predicted model, not a curated record.
CUAAUCAGACACUCGCGCAUACAACCCUCGAGAGCCAAACAGAGCCCAUACUGUUUCACUGCCACUGCAUAAAACCCUAAUAAUAAAAUUUCUUCAUUUUCCACUCCGUGCCCGAACGCAGCUUCGCUCAAAAUCAUAGCUUAGCGGCGUCAAGGAGAGGAGAAACCUGGUAGUUACAGACAACCAUGUCAGACAAGGCUGUGACUAUUAGAACAAGAAAGUUUAUGACAAACAGGCUUCUUUCAAGGAAGCAGUUUAUCAUUGAUGUUUUGCAUCCUGGGAGAGCUAAUGUUUCUAAGGCUGAAUUGAAGGAGAAACUGGCAAGUUUAUAUGAAGUGAAAGACCCGAAUUCGAUUUUUGUGUUCAAGUUCCGUACUCAUUUUGGAGGUGGGAAAUCAACUGGGUUUGGGCUGAUUUAUGACUCUGUGGAGAGCGCCAAGAAAUAUGAACCAAAGUACAGGCUAAUCAGGGAUACAUGCUACUCGUUAGCACUGGGACUGGAAUCAUGUUUUGUCAUACUACCACCACAUAUGUUGGGGAUACAACAAACUAGUAAUGGACUCGCCACCAAGGUGGAAAAAUCAAGGAAGCAGCUAAAGGAAAGGAAGAACAGGGCAAAGAAAGUUCGAGGUGUAAAGAAGACCAAGGCUGGAGAUGCUGCAAAGAAGAAGUGAGAUCUAAGUGAGUUAGCUACCUGUCACAGUAAUACGACUGGAAACCUGAAUGUUUCUUCCUCGGAUCUUAUCUAUCUAUCCUCCAAUGAAGUUUUGUUAAGAUUUUGUUUUGAGAUUGCUUUUAGUUAUGUUUGCCAGCUGACUGAACAUGUGCCUGUAGAGGUUUUUAAUAUUUGAGGAAUCAUUUGUUGAAGUAA